Molecule: messenger RNA, 739 nt
Organism: Lolium rigidum
Lineage: Eukaryota; Viridiplantae; Streptophyta; Magnoliopsida; Poales; Poaceae
Exons: 4
Coding region: 1-513 (170 amino acids)
Molecular function (GO): actin binding
Source: RefSeq, a predicted model, not a curated record
AUGGCUGCGGACUGGUCGUGGGCGCGCCGGGCGUGGGAGAAGUGGACCCAAAAGCACGUCGGCUCUUCCGGUACGGUCUUCCCUCCCUCUCACUUCGCUACUCCUUCUGGUCUAAUCCCCAAUCCUCUUGCAGGGAUGCCGGUGAAGGCGGCGCUGCUGCUCAACUACGACCCGACCGGACCAUCUCGCCUCCUCCCCAUCAUAGCAGAGCAAGAGGGGGCGAGAUUUACUGCUGUUGAUCUGCAGCCAUUUACGGACUUCUUUAGAAGGAAUAAUCUGCAGACGGAAUUCUUCUCUAUUGGGCCAAACCAAUAUUUAGUCACCUCAAUCCAUGAGCACUGGUUUUGUGCGCGUUGCGUUACCACAACAAAACACGAAGGUGAAGGAAUUUUGGUUAUGCAGAUCGGAGCUUACUUAUUAGUCUCUAUGUAUGAUGGUUCACUUGGUUCGGCUUCACAGGCAAUGGUGGCUGUUGAUCAAUUUGCAUGGCACUUUAACCGGAGAACACAUUAACUGCCAACUUAUAUUAGCUUGAGGUUUAACAUGAACCUACUACAACUUGUUGUUUGGAAUCAUGGUCUUAGAACGUAGUGUCUGACCUGAUACAUUGGUAUCAGUAGGUUUUUAGUGUCAUAACUAAGAUUCACCUAAAUGUAACUGAAUGUAACAGUAUUUCAUGGCCCUAUGAGAUAUUUUCUCCCAGUUUCAUGUAUGAUCCAAGAAGUCAAUUGGCUAGCCA